Molecule: messenger RNA, 1780 nt
Organism: Frankliniella occidentalis (western flower thrips)
Lineage: Eukaryota; Metazoa; Arthropoda; Insecta; Thysanoptera; Thripidae
Gene: Atg14
Product: beclin 1-associated autophagy-related key regulator
Exons: 9
Coding region: 93-1493 (466 amino acids)
Biological process (GO): autophagosome assembly; cellular response to starvation; mitophagy
Cellular component (GO): autophagosome; extrinsic component of omegasome membrane; phosphatidylinositol 3-kinase complex, class III
Source: RefSeq, a predicted model, not a curated record
CAAUGACAAUCAAUGGUCCGAUUGAUGCGCCAUCUAGCGUAUCUUUAGGUCAUCAUUUUGCACAAACAAACUAGUUUUGGAAAACAUAGGAAAUGGCUACAAGUGGAUCUGACGACAGCUGUAUUGCACCUGCGGAUUUUAAUUUAUCUUCGUUAAUAGAAGACAGUACAGAGGAAACAGGGGUUAGAGAAAGCUGCCCCUUGUGUCAAAGUCGCCAAAAGUCCUUUCACUGCACUAUUUGUGUGAGAAAUGGGGACUUUGUUCUCUCAACCUCACCCGUAUCAGAAAGGUUUGCUGAGAAACAGCUGCGUUUGCUGGAAGUGCGGAAAAGACGACUUUGUAUUGAGAAGGAAUGUGAAAGAAGACUGAUGAUCAAAAAGGAAAGAGAUGUGGUGAAAAAUGAAAUUGAUGCAUGUCGAGAUCGCGUCCAGCUUCUUCGCCUUCUAUUGACUACCACUAAAGACAAUAUUAGUGAAAACGAAGCCUUGGAGCGGAAAUUAAAGGAAGAAAAUGGUUCUCGGCUCAAAUAUCUACCAGUCUAUUCAGAUCGCGUCAAAAAAGUCGCUGAAAUGGUGGUCAAUUUAAAAGCCACCUGUAAUAAGAAGGAUUCUGCUGUCAAAGAUUUGCAAGAAAAGUUAAAAAGGAUUAUUCGAAGCAAUGUGCACCAGCUUGUUCGCUUCAUUUUCCCCAUAUCAGUGAUCACUCCUUCACGCAGCAUGGAAGAUUGUAAUGACACUGUAUCAGCUUUAGCUGAUGCUUUACGCACAACCUACAUCAGAGGUAGAUGGGUGUUUACUGACAGCACUGGAGAGCUGCAGCAUUGUAUUGUUGCUCCCAUGUUACCUGGCUCAGGAAACUAUUCUGCCUACAACGAUUGGGUGGCCUCGACAAAGGAUGGUGUACCCAGUAGUGGAGAUACUGCGGAACGUAAUCCAGGCUACAAUAUCAGUGCGGCUUUGACCUACACUACUCAGCUCAUUAAUGUUUUGGCAUUUUAUCUGGAUGUUCGCCUACCGUGCAAAUUACAUUACAGUGAUUUCUGUGGAACUGAGCUCAGCGAGCAAAAGUUUGCCAAAAGAGUUGCACGUUUAAACUGGAAUGUGCUUCAUCUUUGCUUUUCUCAGAGUGUCAGUCCUGAUUUGUUACAUCCUAAUCACACUUUGUCAAACAUAUUGCAUCUGUUGGACACUCAAGUCAGUGAUUUGGGAAGACAAGGUCCUUUAGAAAUUGAUCCUAUGCUAGCUAUUUCUGUUGAGGACCAGCUACAGAGAGAUCUUGCUGAGGCAAGUGAUGAUUCAGGGUCGGAGGAUGAAAGUGAUGCCUUACCUUUGGAAUGGGAAAAUGUUCCUCUAAUACCAGGUUGUCCUGAAAUGCCUGGUUCAUUAAGUCAACUCUCUCAACAAAUGAGCAGUACUCAACAAGCAACCAGUAUGGCUGGAGGUCUUGUUACAAGUAUUGCUUCAGUAUGGCGGGGACUAACUGGAAAUAGAUGACUUUCUAAAUUUGAAGCAAAAGUGUCACCAAACACAAGUCCAUGUAGUUUGUUUUAUCAAAAAGUACUUUUGAUCUUCUGGUCAUAAAAAUUGAUAGCCGUGCCACUUCAUGUAUUUUCAGUGUUGUUUACAUGGUGCUCUGCUCUAAAUGUGAUGUGAUUUAAUUAUUUAAUUUCUAGACUUGUAAUCUUGUAAUGUAAAUACUAAUAAUUAUAAAAUACAUGUUACUUUUGUGAUUUCAAUGUUGAAAUUUUUCUUAAAUGCAAUAUAGAAUAUUCUGAAAAUGA